Conger conger (European conger) is the source of this 6484-nucleotide messenger RNA. It is a transcript of the gene inpp5f, whose product is annotated as inositol polyphosphate-5-phosphatase F. Gene Ontology annotation, molecular function: phosphatidylinositol-4-phosphate phosphatase activity. The transcript has 21 exons. Gene Ontology annotation, cellular component: early endosome; clathrin-coated endocytic vesicle. The record is from RefSeq and is a predicted model, not a curated record. Lineage: Eukaryota; Metazoa; Chordata; Actinopteri; Anguilliformes; Congridae. Gene Ontology annotation, biological process: regulation of endocytic recycling; phosphatidylinositol dephosphorylation. The coding region runs from base 238 to 3591 and encodes 1117 amino acids.
ACGGACUGACAGGAAGUCAACAGAAGGGUAUUUUCAAAUGAUCGUGCGAAAAAUGCUCCCGAAAAAAGAGAAUUCGCCUUCGUAAUGUCAGUGGGCUUCCAAAGUAGCCUACGGGAAAAUAACGAACAUUAAACGAUAUCGAGAAAAAUCGAGGAAGACCAAGCACCAUGGGAAAUUGAGCCGUCUGUCCGGUUCUGAAUAGCUAUAUAUUUGCGUACUGUAAGUUAACUAGCAUCAAUGGCCGAAAUGGAGCUAUUUCAAGCCAAAGAUCAUUAUAUUCUACAGAGCGGCGAGAGAGCGCUUUGGUGUAGCCGAAAAGAUGGCACAAUGGAAGUCAGACCCGCUACAGACCUCCUGCUGGCCUGGAACCCGGUGUGCCUGGGGCUGGUGGAGGGAGUGAUCGGGAAGAUCCAGCUGCACGAGGACCUGCCCCUGGGCCUGCUGAUGAUCCGGCAGAAGGCCCUGGUGGGGAAGCUGCCUGGCGACCACAGUGUCUACAAGAUCACCAAGGUGACCGUCAUCCCGCUGUCCGAGGACGAGCCGCAGGACCUGGAGCUUGAGCUCUGUAAGAAGCACCACUUUGGCAUCAACAAGCCAGAGAAGAUCUCCCAGUCUCCUGAUGAGUCCAAGUUCCUGCUGAAGACCCUCAGCCAGAUCAAGUCCAACGUCGCUGUGCCCAUCAAGAAGAAGGUGAAGGAGAACAAGGAGAAGGAACGACUGGAGAAGCGGUUACUCGAUGAGCUGCUGAAGAUAUUCAUGGACUCUGAUUCGUUCUACUACAGUGCGACCUAUGACCUUACGAAUACCGUCCAACGCCAGGGAGACGCGCAGAACACCAACCUGCCUCUCUGGCAACGGGUAGAUGACCGGUUCUUCUGGAACAAGCACAUGAUCCAGGACCUCAUUAACCUGCAGGUCCCGGAGGCCGACUUCUGGGUGAUGCCGGUGAUCCAGGGCUUCGUGCAGGUGGAGGAGCUGGUGGUGAACUACACGGAGGGGUCGGACGAGGAGCGCAGCCCGGAGACUCCACCGCAGGAGCCGGCGUGCGUGGACGACAUCCACCCGCGCUUCAGCGUGGCGCUCAUCUCCCGCCGCAGCCGGCACCGCGCAGGGAUGCGGUACAAACGUCGGGGCGUGGACACGGACGGGCACGUGGCCAACUACGUGGAGACGGAGCAGCAGAUCCACGUGCACAGCCACACGCUGUCCUUCGUCCAGUCGCGCGGCUCCGUGCCCGUCUUCUGGAGCCAGGCGGGAUACCGCUACAACCCCCGGCCGCGGCUGGAGAAAGGGGAGAAAGAAACGGCCACGUACUUUUCCGCACACUUUGAAGAGCAGAUAAAGAUCUACAAGAAGCAGGUUAUCAUUAACUUGAUCGAUCAAACGGGGAGAGAAAAGUUGAUUGGAGAUGCGUUUCUGAAACAAGUGCUGCUUUACAACAAUCCUAACCUCACCUAUGUGUCCUUCGACUUCCACGAGCACUGCAGAGGGAUGAAGUUUGAGAACGUGCAGACCCUCACGGACGCCAUCAGUGACAUCAUCACAGACAUGCGCUGGUGCUGGGUAGACCAGGCCGGAGUGAUCUGCAGGCAGGAGGGCAUCUUCAGGGUGAACUGCAUGGACUGUCUGGACCGGACCAACGUGGUGCAGGCUGCUGUGGCCCGCACUGUGAUGGAGCAGCAGCUGAAGAAGCUGGGCGUGAUGCCGCCGGAGCAGCCCCUCCCCCCGCGCUGCUACAGGAUCUAUCAGGUCAUGUGGGCCAACAACGGCGACACCAUCAGCCGCCAGUACGCUGGGACCGCUGCGCUAAAGGGAGACUUCACCCGGACGGGGGAGAGGAAGCUCGCGGGGGUGAUGAAGGACGGGGUGAACUCCGCCAACCGCUACUAUCUCAACCGCUUCCGCGACGCGUACCGCCAGGCCGUCAUUGACCUGAUGAUGGGGCUCCCGGUGACGGAGGACCUGUACUCCAUCUUCAGUAAGGAGAAGGAGCAGGAGGAGAAGGAGCAGGCGGGGCAGCGGGCGCAGCAGGAGCAGGUCAGCCUCCUCCUGCAGACCUACAUGCAGCUGCUGCUCCCGGAGGACGAGCGCUUCCAUGGGGGCUGGGCCCUCAUCGACUGCGACCCCAGCCUUAUUGAUGCUACGCACAAGGAUGUGGACGUCCUGCUUCUGCUGUCCAACAGUGCGUACUACGUGGCCUACUACGACGAGGAGGCAGAUAAAGUCAGCCAGUAUCAGCGGAUCGGACUGGAGGACCUGGAGAAGAUUGAGAUCGGCCCCGAGCCCACCCUGUUCGGGAGGCCCAAGUUCUGCUGCAUGCGCGCGCACCACCGCAAGGAGGAGAUGAGCGGGUACUUCCACACCCUGAGGGCCGUCACGCGGAACCCAGAGGACGAUGGGAAAGAUACUUUGCAGUGUAUCGCUGAGAUUCUACGCAUUUCCAAGCAGGCCCUGGGCCUGGAGUUAGUGGUCACAGAGAAGAAACUAGAGAGGAAGCACAGUAAGCCUCACGACGACAUUCUGGGCAUACGGGAGAAAAACCAGGACCAAGUCCUGGGCAGCUCAGGCCUGGCGCAAGGCAAGAACUUCCUCAUGAACAAGUUCUCCACGCUCAACCAGAAGGUGAAGCAGACCAAGUCCAACGUCACCAUCGGCAGCUUCAGGCCCCUGGGGAAGCUGGGCAACAUCUCCAAGACGGACGUGAGCGUGAACUUCCUGAAGCCCAACAUGCGGGUGAGCCUGUGGAAGUCGGACAGCAGCCUGGAGACGCUGGAGGCCGGCGCGGGCGGCGCGGCGCUGAAGGACCACUCGGACACGUCGGACCUGGAGAUCUCCUCCGACUCGGACUCCUGCCACUCCGACGGGCGGCCCCACUCGGCGUCGGCGGAGAACGUGGACUACGUGCUGCCGAGCUGCGGCAUCGUGGCGUCCGGGCCGCGCCUGGCGGGCCGCUCGCUGUCCGUCUGCAGCGUGGAGAUCACUGGGCGGGACAGUGCAUCAGAGGGGCGGGGCGAAGGGCCAGAGGGGAGCAACAAAGUGCCCACAGAGAAGGCCCCGGAAGCCCCGGAAGCCCCAGAAGCCCCGGAAGCGGAGGACUCCCAGCCGAGCUUCGGCACGCCCAUCGAAGCGUACUGCCACCAGUUCGCCCAGGACGCGCAGACCAAGAACGCGGGGCCCUCACCGGCCCCCUCCGCCCCCCCGCAGGACCCCCGGCCCCCGGCCAGCGCCGCGGCCCCCCCCAGCGCAGAGCCCGUCCCCCCCGCCGCGGAGCAGCAGCCCCCCAGGCCCGCCCAGCUGGACGUGAGCGCGGACCUGCUCUCCGUGCAGCCCUCGGGCUCCGGCUCCUCCCAGCGCUCGCUCAGCGCCGACCCCUCCCCCGCCGAGGGCGGCCGCACCGUCUCCCCCUUCGCCAAGAUCCGCAGCUCCAUGGUGCAGGUGGCCAGCCUGACGCAGGCCGGGCUCACCCAGGGCAUCAGCUUCGCCGUGGCCAAGGUGGGGAAGAGCCCGGAGCCCGAGGCCGUCAACGAGACGCAGCAGAGCGAGCUGAGGGCCAUGUUCACCCAGUGCCAGACCCGGAUCAUCCAGAUAUGAGCCCCCCUCUCCGUCCUGCGGUCCCGCAGCCAGCAGGAGCGCGCUCGCGCAUACCCACGACCCGUCGAGUUGCAAAUUCCAAGUUAGGCCCCCCGUAACGUCCUGUGCCGGCCCGUGUUUUUCGUUUUUCGGGACUGUGUUUUUACUCCAGUGGACCCAGUUUAGAAGUGACUGUUACUCCGUAUCGAAAAAAAAAUAUUCUCAUCUUCUCACUUAAAUAUUUUUUGUCCGUGUUGCAUGUCCAGCUCUUGGUAGCGUAAGGUAGAUGAACGUAGGCCAGAGGCACGUGGAAAAGAGAGCUUGUGGUCGUGGUGUUCUCAAAGUCUCAAAGUCUGAACCGCUUCAAAAUGGCGGACAGGGUCAAUCCGAUUCACCGGUUCAGCUCCCUCGCUGAAAAUACGUUUUAAAUAAUUUCAUAUGCCCAUCUGAUACAAAACGGUGUAAAUUUAAACACUAAAACCAUCAUGAACGGGUAACUCCAAGUGAAAUCAAAGGUAGCCUUUUAUUUUAGAUUAAAUUAAGGGGAAUUUUUGCCCGUGGAGAAGCUGUUACAGUCGGGGUGCUGGUUCACAUAGUCUUUACCGUCGCAAGGCUGCCAGGGCGAGUGUGUCCACCGAACAUAAACACCGCAGAAUGUAAUGCCAUCUGGCGGGCGAAGACUUCCAUCUUCUGCCUGGAAAGAUGUGGAGGAGCAGGAAGUUUGGAGAAACUGGGUUCAGUGCUGCUGUGCGGGUUCCCUGAAGCUCCAGUGCCAAAAUCAUGUGAAAUGCAAAGAUUAUUACUCCAUCACGUCCAGCAGACAAUAGUGUGUUUCCUGCAAGGUCGAGUCUUUUCUGUGUGGAAGAGUGAGAGGUUCUUAUAAAGGUGUGUAAUGCUUUCUGUAUGAUAUGGUGUGUUUCCUGUAGGGUUUUUUUUUUUUUUUUUUUUUUCUGUAGUAUGUAGUGCAUUUCCUGUCGGGAAUAGUGCGUUUCCUGUCACAUAUAGUGUGUUUCCUGUAGGUUAUAUUGCGUUUCCUUUAGAGUAUGGAAUUGUGUGUUUUGGUUACAGAACGUCUGUAAAUGCAGGAAUCCCUCGACGCGAUUCACUCCACUUACUUUCAUGAACAUAAUUUGAAAAAUAAGAACCCCCCCCCAAUAAGUCCAAAUAAGUCCAAAUAAGUCCGAAAUGUGUGUCUCAAAAUGUAACUGAAUUUCAGUUUCCGUCCUCCCCUGUAGCCUCUCGAGCUUCCGGUCGCGUUCGGUGUUUUAACGUAGAAGCGAUCGUUCUAGCACUCCCAGGCAAGUUUACACAAACCGCGUAACGGAAACUGAAACUCGUGACCGUGUUGUACAAUAGCGUUGUAAAAUAUGUAUAAAAUGAAAUUAUUCUACAUUUCAUUGUUCUAUAAAGAUAGCCUGUUGGAUUUUUUUUGCGAUGUAGUGAACCUAAUGCAGGUUUUUUGUGUGUCUCGUGAGGUACAGAACGUUCCUGUAAGUGUGUACCUCCGCCCAUGGCCUCCGUCUUCUAAACGGGUCAUAUAGGUCCAAAGCGACUCGUUCUCCUGGAACGACCAAACUGACAUAGCACUAUAUCAAUGCAUUAACGUGCAGAUGGCUUUUAAGUACGUUUUUUCCUGUCAUUCAAACAAGUUGAGCUUUAGAUCGAAUACUGAAUAAUGUUUUAGUGCCGUUUAGCUGAAAUUUUAAACAGAUCUUAAUGUUGCGUGCGUCAGAUGUUUGAGUAACAAUAGGUAAUAAAGCCAACAGCACUGGCUUGUAGAAAACUUGUAUUAUGCUGUAAUCGUUCUCUGAAAUGCAACUGUAAGCCUCAGUAGAAUAUUAUUUUAUGAUACCGUAUAUAUUCUAUUCCUAACGUGCGAUUCAUUAUGACGUCCGUUUUAUCAGAAAAUACUCAUUUUGGUGUACUGGUACCAUAUCAACUGACAACUGUAACAGGUGGAGUAGGGAUAUAGGUGCUUUGCACACAAACCUGCAAACAAGAUGUUCUCGUUUUAGCAGCCCUGUAGCAAUCUUCUGACUCGAUAUGAGGCAACAACUGCCUCUAGCUGUUAACGUCAGACGCCACUGCUGUUGAGACCAGGCAUGCGAUAGAUACGUGGACCUAUACGUGUUUUAGCUGUGGGAUUCUGCUCUGUAACUGACUGCUACUGUUUCUGUUCCGAAAUUCUCAGUAAAACAAGGGUACAUCAUAAUGGUGGAUAAUACUUUUUUUCUUCUUCUUCUUCUUUUUUUUUUUUUUUUUUUAUAAGUGUAUACUUUUUUGUUUUUUGAAAUUUUUUUUUCUUUCUUUUUUUUCUUUUGCCGUGGAACGAUUUCCCGGCUGGCAGUUGGAAUGUUGAGCGUUCGGAUACAAUUUAUAUAUUUAAGAAUUUAAAUAUUCGAGCCGGUGUGGUGGUUAUUUGAGAGGCAGGGAAUCGCGGUCCUGAAGUGGCAGUCCCGUUUCUGGUUUUUGUUUCAUCUGAGCUGGAUCAGGAGAGUUUCACGGAGGAUUAAGAGGCUGAAUAUGAGUGCCUCCAGCACGUGGUCUCCUGCGUUCGUUAACCCUGAUUCAUUAACAGCUAAUUGAAAGGAAUCAAAUUAUGUGGUUUGUUGGUUUGGUUGGAGCAAAAACCGGGACCGUCUCUGGCACUCCGCGACCAUGGUUCCCUACCGCUGGGUAUUGUAAUCAUGUUGGCCUUUUAUCUAGUUUAUUGCUCUGAAUUAAGAUCAAUUGUGUUGUACAGUGGCAAAGUCUUAAUAUCAGCAGUGAGGUCAGAGGUCAUGAGCACAUUCUCCUGUCAGUCAUAUGUGUGUGUGGUUGUUGGUCAUUAUUUUCUUGGCAAAACUUGAAAAAUAUUUUUUGCCUCCUGUAUUCUAAACUAUUGCCUAUUAAAAUAUUUAUUCUUAUCACUGUA